Messenger RNA from Acanthopagrus latus (yellowfin seabream), 6879 nucleotides. RefSeq lists its product as uncharacterized. The record is from RefSeq and is a predicted model, not a curated record. NCBI's taxonomy places the organism in Eukaryota, Metazoa, Chordata, Actinopteri, Spariformes, Sparidae. Bases 1110 to 3419 code for a protein of 769 amino acids. The transcript has 10 exons.
CCUGCCCUUGUGCUAUGAUCCGGCGCGUGGACACACACACACACACACACACACACACUGCAUCUCUCUGCUCACACACACACACACGGAGAGAGGAGGCGGAGACCUCCAUCUGCCCUGCUCGGUGACCGACCCGUCAUCCUCGGGCUCGGGGAAGAAUCGGAUCAGCUCACCGCCACAUUUCUGCUCCGCUCCGCGGCCGGGCGGGGGAUGAGGAGGCAGCCGGCGGAGACGCGGAGCAGACACCGUGAGAGAAGAAGCGGACAAAAAGGAGGGAAUUUAAACAUGGAAGAAGUGUGUGGUCUAUAUAUAGGCUAUGCCCCGGACUGCACCACCACCGCCGCCGCCGCCACCACCGCUGCUGCCGCCGCCACCUGCCCUCCUGGUACCGGUCAAUGAGAGGCAGCAACAGCUCGGUCUGAACAUCAGAUCCUCCCUCGUUCUCUCUCUCUCUCUCUCUCUCUCUCUCUCUCUCUCUCUCUCUCUCUCUCUCUCCAGCUCCUCCUUCACCUCGAUCUCCCCUUUUUUCUCUCUAUCAUGCUCUCCUCACUUCCAUAUGUUAAAACACAGUCGUCUUAUUUUAGCAGCACUGCCUUCCUCCUCCUCUUCUUCCUCCUCUUCCUUCUCUCUUGCCCUCCUCUCUUCUGAGUUUUGACUCCCUCUCCUUUCACACACACACACGCACACACACGCACACACACACCGGAAAAUGAAGCGUGGGUCGAGUGUGUUGCAGCCUCCCUCUGAUGCAGCCAAACGACACACACACCCUGCAAACACACACACAAAGACACACACCGGCAGUGAUGCUCACUCACUGAGUGUGCCCAACGUGCACGCUGAGCACACGGCCGACGUGCACGCUGAACACACGCCGGACGCACACGCCGCAGGUUCGAGUCCCUUCCCAGCAGCCACCUCUCUCUUCAGCCCCGAUGUCAGCACCAAGAUGGCGUCUGACCUCCUCAUCAGGCUGUCAGCAUGACAGUGUCCACACAGUCAGAUACAGAAAUGGUUUUCUCAGGCGUCACACGUGAGGGAUGAACUCCAACAGGCAGAUUAAUCAACAUGGAGCUGAGUGAUGUUGAGAGGCCACCCAGAAGGCCCAGAUGCUUCCUGGGAGGCAGGCGGAGGCUGAGCCUCAGAGGCGCGAGGCCCUGCCGGAGGUGCGCGGCGGGCAGCAGGAUGAGCCGGGCCUGGCUCUGUCACCGGAUGGACCCGGGGCGAGUCCUGAGCCACCAUCACUCACACACACACCUGAUGGCAACACCACCACGGACACACUGGCCUCAGACAUGCUGAGGAAACUGGCAGAACGUCAGGAAGUGAACAGCCACGUGGUGAGAGUCAAAGAAGAAGAGGAGCCGAUGGAAGUCGACACCUUAGUUGAAUCUGACCUCAUCCACAAUCGACCAAUCACAAAAGAGAUAACUCCACCUCCCUCAAUCGUGAGCCACCAUCUAUUUAGCAUUAAAACAGAAGACCAGGGUAUCAGUGGCACCAAGAUGGCAGAGCAGUUGCACCCUGGAGCCAAAAUGGCAGACCAGUGUCUCCACGGCCUUAAAAUAGAGGAGAAGUUUUAUACAGGAGGCAAGACGCCAAACAGCAUUGUCUCUGGAGGAAACAAGUUUCAGAUUAGAGUCAAAAUGGAGGACCAUGGUAUCUCUGGAACCAAAAUGGCAGACCAGCGUAUAUCUGGAGCCAAGAUGGAGGACCAGCUUCUCUUUAAAGCUAAAAUUGCAGAGCGGCCUUUCACCACAGCCAAGAUGAGCAACACCUUUCUCUCUGGAGCCAAAAUGGAGGACCACUUGUCUUCAGGAGCCAAGAUGGAGAAACAGCUUCUCUUAGGGGCCAAAAUGGAGAAAGGGCUUCUUCCUGGAGCCAAGAUGGAGAACCAGCUUCUCUUUGGAGCCAAAAUGGAGAACAGGCUUCUUCCAGUAACCAAGAUGGAGAGCCAGCAUCACUUUGGAGUCAAAAUGGAAAAUGGGCUGCUCCCUGGAGCCAAGAUGGUGGAACAGUUUCCUUCAGGAGCUGAGAUGGAGAACCAGCUUCUUUUUGGAGCUAAAAUGGAGAACAGGCUUCUUCCUGGAGCCAAGGUGGAGGACCACUUUCCCUCAGGAGCCAAGAUGGAGAACCAGCUUCUCUUUGGAGCCAAAUUGGAGAACAGGCGUCUUCCUGGAGCCAAGAUGGUGGACCAUGUUUUCUCAGGAGUAAAAACAGAGGAGCAGCUCUUCUUUGGAGCCAAGAUGGAAGACCAGUUCACCUCUGGAGCCAAGAUGGCUGACCAGUGCCUCAGAGCCGUGCUGUGGCAGGACAUGUCGGUGAACCUGGCAUCCACACUGCUGCACCAGCUCUCAGAGCGGGUCAGUAAAUCCAGCAGUCGGCUGGUGGAGAGGACGACUUCGCCCGCCAGGAGCAGUCCUGUUCUGAAGAUGAAUGUGGACCCGCUCCGCUCCUCCCCUCUGCUGAGCGCCCAGCAACCUCCACACGAAACUAAAAGCAGCGCGAGCAGAGAUCAGACCACAGGUGGCUCCUUCUUCUACAGGUGUCACGUGUGCGGCUUCGAGACGGACGGACGAGCUCUUUUCCAGAGUCACAUGACGGAACACCGCCAAUGGGAGCGCGGCUCCUUCUCGCUGCACUGCUGCUUGUGCGACCACUCGACCAAUCAGGAGGCAGAGAUGAGGGCUCACGCCAACACACACAUGCAGGGGAACAUGGGAGCCGGCGCAGAGAUGAGAUGCCCCGUCACCCCUCCCACUGCCGCCGCCGCCUCCAGCAGCACUCCGACAGUUGCCAUGGCAACCCACCCGGAGAAUAGCACCUCUGAGCAUCGCUGCCGCAUCUGCCAGAGGUCGUUUCCAGGGCAACAGGAGCUGCUGGUUCACUUCCAGGGUCAUCGCCAAGGCAACCAGUACCGGUGCGACCGGUGCGGCCACCUGACGCGGACAGCCAACAAGCUGGUGGAGCACGUGCGCGUGCACACGGGCGAGCGGCCGUUCACCUGCGACCUCUGCCCGUACAGCGCCAAGCGGCGGGACAGUCUGCGCCUGCACUGCAAGGUCAAACACCCCGCAGACGUGCACACGCACCGCUCAUACGUGCACGGAGACAAUCAGCGCUCACACAAACACCUGCAGCGGCUGCACACGCCGCCCAACACACACACUGCUGCUCCCUCCUCCUCCUCCUCCUCCUCCUCGCUUCCUCCUCUUCAUCCCGCACUCUCUGACCGGGCAGGAUGGAGGGAGUUAUCUCCUCUACUCCCCAUCACCACGCUCAUCUCUCUGAAGCCACGCUGCCCUUCCUCCUCCUCCUCCUCCUCCUCCUCCUCCUCCUCCACCUCCACCUCCUCCUCCUCAUCUUCCUCCACCAAACACUCCUUCCUCGGUUACCUUGGUCUGACCACCUCUUUGUAAAUGCUUUGUUUCCCUUUGUCUCCUCCUCUCCUCUCCUUCAUCUCUUCUCUCCUCUUUGAUCUUUCCUUUCCUUGUCUCCUCUCGUCAUCUAGUUCACAUGUUUCUCCUCAUUUCAUCUCCUCUCCUUCUCCUCUAUCCUUGCCUCCUCUCUCAUCCUCUUCCCUCCUCUUGUUUUGUCUCACCUUCAUUUCUUCACCUUGAUUCCCCUCCUCGUCCCCUCCUCCCCUCUCCUCCUCCUCUAUCCAUCCUCUGGACUCUUGAUGGAUGUAAAGCUCUGUAAUGUAUCGGGGUACUGUCACUGAACACUGUAUGAGAAUGUCAAUCAGCUCCUGUUAUGCUAACUGCACUGAAACACAGAUACGGAACGUUUUUUGACUUUAUUAGACUUUUUGCAUCAUGCUCGUGAGUUUUGCUGCAUUCCUGCCUGCUUCUAGUCGGUCAUAUAAUCACUGGACUUUAGCUAUUUAACCGUGUGACAUAUUUAUUGCCUGUCUCUCUCGUCCUGCAGAAACCCAGAGCUUAAAAAAAUCCUCCCGCUGCACGUUUUAAAGAAGAAAAGUGAUGUUUAUUGUCGAGAGCCUGUCGAGCUAUUAUAGAGAGAAUCACUGCUGAGUUAUCUUAGUACUGUUGGAUUCACAGUAUAUCUAAGUGCAAUAUCUGACUGAUAAAAGUGAAACAGCAUUGUAAAAUACUAAAAGAUACAAAAACCAUCAAUCGAUUGAUCAUUCAGCUUUAGUUUUCAAAAUGCAGUGAUUUUAUUCAUGUUUCGACGGUCGUGCUAGCAGCUCUGUGAGGCUCACUUAACAGCACUGUGAGCUAAAUGCUAACAUAAGCAUGCUAAUCUUGGAUUUAACAGUUAAAGUCUGGAGACGACGUCGAUGUCGGAGCCUCGUUCACUCCCGUGGAAGCUGCUCAGUGACUUCCACGGUGUCAAAGUACCCAGAUCUUCUGUGUUGUGGAGUCCGUAGAGCCGGCUAACUUCCUGUUUAGCACCCAGCUAACUUGAAUACAGAGGAAAGUAAGACUUUCCAAAUUUGAAUAGCUCCAGUUAUGACAGUGAAACGAGUCAUCUCUCGGGGUUGGACCAUUUUAUAGACGCUUCUUUCAUAACGUUAGCGUCUGAGAAAAAUAUUGGGGCCAUGUGGCUUGAUGCUAACAUGCUUACAGCAAUGAUGCUAACCUGCUGAUGGUUACCAGGUGAUGUUUACUGUGUUCAGCAGCUUGCUUUUAGCAUGUUAGCGUGCUUAACUUGAGCUAAUUAGCAUUUAACGCAAAGUACACAAGAGGCUGAUGGGAAAGUCUCUAGUUUUGCAGAUUAAAUUGGAAUUUAAUUCAAAUAAUUCAGACAAUCUACUAAAAUAGCUUGACUCAUAUUUCAGCCUGGACUGAUUGUUGUUGCCAUGUGUAGCACCACUGCUAGCUGCUAGCUGCUAGCAUGAGUAAAUAAGCUCCAGCUGUCUCUGAUAGACGUUAAAAUUGAGUUUUUCACAGUGAUAUUAAAGCACUUUAUAACCAGGAGAUGCAGACGCCUUCAGGAUGGAGAGAGAGAGGGUUUGUGCCAAACUUUAUCAACAUUUUUACAUUACAUUUGUAUCUUCUAAUAAAAAUAAUUGAUGCUGAAGCUCCAGACAGCUUCACCAGGUUUACAUCUCCUCUGAGAUCAUCUACAGCUUUGAUUUUAAUAAUUUGAAAUCAGUCUAAAGGCUGCAACCAACAUUUUAUCACUUCACCAUUAAAUAGUUAAACAGUUGCUUGUUUUAUUCAACCAACAGUCUGAAACUCCUAAAUAUUUACUAUAUUAUCAUACAAACCAGGAAAUAUUCACAUAUGACAAGCUGGAACUGAUGAAUAACUGAUUAAUUAAUCUUUCACUUCAGCAUCUUUCCACUGCCGUCUCUUCUUGAGGAUUUUUGAAGGCACCAGGUUUCUGGAGGACAGCGAUGAUAUUUCUAAUAUUUGUGUUGUAUAUUGAUAAUGUAUUUGUGUUUACAUAACUACAUGAGACUCCUGAGAGUCUGAAAUGUCUUAAUUUAAAGUUGCACUAUAUGUAGUUUCUAUUAAACAAAAAAAAGUCAAGUCAUUUUAAAAUACGUAAGCCUUUUUUUUAACAUGAAUACUAAACCAGGAAUGUUUCUUUUAUCCAAUACUACAACUGAUUCAGCAGGUCUGAUGUCACUUCCUGUUCUAGUGGGUGGGGCCAAAGUGAAGCAGAGAUGGAAGCUAACUGGCUAAAGCAGCAGUUAACAAACGGGAACAUUUACUUAAAAUAUAAAUCUCAUGGAUAAUUAAUUGCUUGAUUUUUUUUUUCAUGUUUUGUUUUUUUAUUAUCUUUUAUAUCAGAAUGAAAAACACUCUUAAAAGAAGACUAAAGCUAAAGUAGGACACAAAAUGGCCGCCUCACUCUCUCUGAUAUGUAAUUAAGUCAUGUAUUUAUUACUUGAUUGUAUUGUUUGAUUUUAACCGUUAUAUAUAGAGUGUUAUUGGCGACCUAAGAUUAAUUCUUCAAACUGCCAAACUCUUUGCUAACAAUUUAACAUUCAGUUGAAGUGAGCGGAAGAGCUAACAAGUUGGUUAGCUAGCUUCCUUGCUAGCUUGCUAACUGAUGUCAAGCGACGAGGGGCGACUUAAAACAUCAUUUUAAAUGAAGAAUGUACAAUUUGGCAGACAAACAAGUUUAUGCUUUACAAGGACAUAUGAACAAUGCAAGGAAAAAUAAAAACACAAAGUAGAACCUGAACAGAACACAACAUGGCCGCCACUUGUAAUCAAAGUUCUGUAUUUGUUACUCACAUUGCCUGAUUUUACCCGUGAUAUCGAGGCUGUUGUCUGAUUCAUCCAAACUGCCAACAAGCUUCCUCGCUAACAAGCUAAUGUUCAAUUGAAGUGAGUGCAGGAGCUAACAGCUUGGUUUAGCUAGCUUCCUUGCUAGCUAGCAAACCAAAGUCACGCUCAGUCACAACUUCAUAAAACUAAAAUACAAUUUGCACAUUCUAACUAAUAAGGGAAUAAUAAAGACCACGUAUUUUUAUUUAUUUAUCUUUAUUGUGUUCUUUUACUGAAGAUUUAUGUUUUUGUUUUGUUUUUUAUAAUGGUGAUGUUGCACAGAUUAGUCGUCGGAGGUCAACAGGAAGUGAUUUCAACACCGUCCAAACUUAAAGCUGAAGCAGCUCCACCACAGAAACCUGCACAUACGUGUUGCUUUAACAUGAAAUGUAUCUCCAAUCAAUGGUGCUAGACUCUGCAGAGCCUGAGAGCUGCUUUAUAUUUCACUUUAAGUCAUUUUACUAGAAGAAAAGCAUGAAAGACAAAAACCUCUCCAGCUUUUGAAGCUGGUGAUCAUCUCAGUUUGUCUCCCUCUGACGUUAUUUGAUUUAUUCUUUUUUUUUUUUUUUCAUUUCUCUCUGCUGUAUCCUGUUACUGUUUGCUGCUGCAAUGAUCAAUAAAGUUUAAUUUCCUCUGA